AUGCUCCGCGGCCAGACCCUCCCCUGGAGAGCUGUACUCCAUCAAACGCCACGACCUCUUCUCCGACGGCCAUUUCUUGCUUCGCCGAGAUACAAUGCAACCUUUCGAUCAACACUAGUUUCGGUCCGGCUUGGUGACUCUCUUCCCUCGUCUUCCCGCGCCUUUUCUGCGAGCUCCAUUCGGCGGAGAGAGAAACCCCCACCCGAGGACCCUAAAGACGAAUCGGAAAAGAAGGAAGAGCUCGAAACCAGUCAGGACGAUAAGGAGACGGGACGAGCUCCUGAAUCGCGGAGGAAGGGAACCGACUCAGGAAAGAAUGUCCCUUCUGCGGAUCAGGUAGCUCCCGUGCGGAGAAAGGACCGGGCAUCUGAUAAAGAGCGCGGAGUGGAAGAGGAAGUUAAGAAAGAAGCCAAUGUAUCAGAUGGUAAGGGAAACUCGAGUGACACACCUUCGCCCAUCCCACCAAGUGAUGGUCCGGCCGACUCCAAACCCAGCGGCGCAAGCAGCGGUGGUAAUGGCGGCAAUGACGAUGUUCCGGACGUUUACCCGCAAGUGAUGGCUAUUCCCAUCGCGAAACGCCCGUUGUUCCCUGGCUUUUAUAAAGCGAUCACUAUUCGCGACCCGAAUGUCGCCGUUGCGAUCCAGGAUAUGAUGAAGCGGGGCCAGCCAUAUGUCGGAGCAUUCUUGUUUAAGGACGACAACGCCGAUGGUGACGUGAUUGAGAAAUUGGAAGACGUUUACGACACUGGAGUUUUCGCUCAGAUCACCGCCGCAUACCCUCUCCGUGGAGAAGCUAGCGAAAAAAUCAAAGCCGCUACACCCCCACCCGCACCUACGUCAGAAGACAAAACGACUGAAAAGCGAGGUGAUGUUGUGGCCAGCUUCGAAGAAACCGCACCCGAGCCAGCUCCCAAAGACCAUUACGAACCCACAUCCUUCCUGAAGAAACACCCUGUCAGCCUCGUCAACGUGGAGAACUUGAUUGAAGAGCCGUUUGACAAGAAAAACCCAAUAAUCCGCGCUGUAACCAGUGAAAUUGUCAAUGUAUGCAAAGAGAUCGCAACCCUAAACCCCUUGUUCCGCGAUCAAAUCUCGGCAUUUUACACCGAUCAAUUCCCAGGAAACCUCAGCGACGAGCCGGCCAAAUUGGCUGAUUUCGCUGCCGCUGUAUCUGCCGGUGAGCUCCACGAGAUGCAAGAAGUUCUUGAGACAAUGAACAUCGAGGAGCGUCUCCCUAAGGCACUUGUUGUUCUGAAGAAGGAAUUGAUGAACGCUCAACUGCAGUCUAAAAUUACGAAAGAUGUCGAGGCCAAGAUCCAAAAACGCCAGCGCGAGUACUGGUUGAUGGAGCAAAUGAAGGGCAUCAAGAGAGAACUCGGCAUUGAGUCUGACGGGAAAGACAAGCUUGUCGAGAAGUUCAAGGAGAAGGCUGAAAAGCUUGCCAUGCCCGAAGUUGUCAAGAAAGUCUUCGAUGAGGAGAUCAACAAGCUGGCACACCUUGAGCCUGCUGCAUCCGAGUUCAAUGUCACUCGUAACUACCUAGACUGGCUGACCCAAAUCCCAUGGGGCCAGAAGAGCGUGGAAAACUUUGGCGUCAAGAACGCAGUCAGUGUUCUCGAUGAGGACCAUUACGGGCUGAAGGAUGUCAAGGAUCGUAUUCUUGAGUUUAUCGCUGUUGGAAAGCUUCGUGGAACCGUCGAAGGAAAGAUUCUUUGCCUGGUUGGCCCGCCCGGUGUUGGAAAGACCAGCAUUGGCAAGUCGAUAGCUCGCGCUCUGAACAGACAAUACUAUCGGUUCUCCGUCGGUGGCUUGACCGAUGUGGCAGAGAUCAAGGGCCACCGACGGACUUACGUCGGUGCUCUGCCUGGACGCAUUAUCCAAGCUCUCAAGAAGUGUCAAACCGAAAAUCCUCUAAUCUUGAUCGACGAGGUUGACAAAAUUGGGCGGGGCCACCAGGGCGAUCCGUCCUCUGCUUUGCUCGAACUCCUCGACCCCGAACAAAACAACUCGUUCUUAGAUCACUACAUGGAUGUUCCUGUGGAUCUUUCCAAGGUCCUCUUCGUCUGUACGGCCAACGUGACCGACACUAUCCCUCGGCCAUUGUUAGAUCGUAUGGAACUCAUCGAAUUGUCUGGCUACGUGGCAGAUGAGAAAAUGGCGAUUGCUGAGAGAUACCUUGCCCCCGCCGCUCGGGACCUGACUGGCCUGAAGGAUGUAGAUGUGAAACUUGAACGAGAUGCCAUCGAGGAGCUGAUCAAAUCAUACUGUCGUGAGAGCGGUGUCCGUAACCUGAAGAAGCAAAUCGAGAAGGUCUACCGGAAGGCAGCGUUCAAGAUCGUCCAAGAUCUAGGCGAGGAUGUGAUGUCCGAAGAGGCGGCCCUGACCGAAGCGGGCAAGGUUGCCCAGGAAGAGUCGAAGGAGCAUGAGCCAGCGGAUCCUGCGCAAGUUCCGAUUGAGCCAGAGAAAUCGACCACAGAGAUCCCUCGACUGGCCCUCAAGGUCCCUGACAGUGUGCAUCUCAGCAUCGGCAAGGGAACCUUGAAGGAUUACGUUGGACCUCCUGUCUUUACUGCCGACCGCCUCUACGACCAGUUCCCUCCUGGUGUCACCAUGGGUCUUGCAUGGACUAGCAUGGGUGGAGCGGCUCUGUACGUUGAAUGUAUUCUGGAGAAUGCAUUGAAACACGACUCACGCCCGGGGCUCGAAAUCACCGGCAACCUGCAAAACGUCAUGAAGGAGUCCACUCACAUUGCGUAUUCCUUCGCCAAGUCUGUUAUGGCGCGACAAUUCCCUGAGAACCAGUUCUUCGAAAAAGCCAAGGUCCACUUGCACUGCCCUGAGGGCGCUGUUCCGAAAGAUGGACCCUCUGCUGGUAUCACCAUGGCUAGCGCCUUGUUGUCUUUGGCUCUCAAUCACUCCCUUGUGCCAACCGUUGCCAUGACCGGAGAGUUGACUGUGACUGGUAAGGUUCUGCGCAUUGGAGGCUUGAGAGAGAAGACCGUGGCUGCUCGUCGGGCUGGUGCCACAAAGAUUCUUUUCCCUGCGGACAACACAUCUGACUGGCUUGAGCUACCCGAGAACAUUAAGGAGGGUAUUGAAGGUCAUCCGGUGAACUGGUACUCCGAAGUGUUUGACCUUCUCUUCCCAAGUCUCGACCAUGAGGCUGCCCGCAUGGUUUGGAAAGAAGCAUUGGCCAAGCCCGAGAAGGGUAGCCACGAGGCCAAUGAAGAUUAG
Molecule: messenger RNA, 3234 nt
Organism: Penicillium mononematosum
Lineage: Eukaryota; Fungi; Ascomycota; Eurotiomycetes; Eurotiales; Aspergillaceae
Product: endopeptidase La
Exons: 5
Coding region: 1-3234 (1077 amino acids)
Biological process (GO): protein quality control for misfolded or incompletely synthesized proteins; chaperone-mediated protein complex assembly; protein catabolic process
Cellular component (GO): mitochondrial matrix
Molecular function (GO): ATP-dependent peptidase activity; serine-type endopeptidase activity; single-stranded DNA binding
Source: RefSeq, a predicted model, not a curated record